Messenger RNA from Zingiber officinale, 594 nucleotides. RefSeq lists its product as uncharacterized. The coding region runs from base 1 to 594 and encodes 197 amino acids. The record is from RefSeq and is a predicted model, not a curated record. NCBI's taxonomy places the organism in Eukaryota, Viridiplantae, Streptophyta, Magnoliopsida, Zingiberales, Zingiberaceae. The transcript has a single exon.
AUGCCGAAGUUCGCAAAAUUCUUAAAGGGAAUUCUAUCCAACAGGAGGCAAAAAGGCGACUUCGAGACGGCAGCACUAACAGAGAAUUGCAGCGCCCUCCUUAUGGCGAGCUCUCCACCAAAGCUCCAGGAUCCAGGAAGAUUCUCCAUACUAUGCAAAAUUGGUCCAGAACUCAUACCGAGAGCUUUUUGCGACUUGGGGGCCAGCGUCAACCUACUUUCAUACUCCUUAUGCAAGAAGCUGGGCCUCCAGAACAUAAAAUUGACUACUAUGGCACUACAAUUAGCAGACCACUCAUGCAGAUACCCGAUGGGAAUAGUGGAAGAUGUGUCAGUUGAAGUGAGUGGGUGUAUGGUUACCACAGAUUUUAUUAUUUUAGAUAUGGAGGAAGAUCCAAAGAUACCAAUUAUCCUUGGUAGACCAUUCCCUGCCACGGCUGGAGCCAUCAUAGACGUAAAAAGUCACAGGAUGUCCUUGGAGAUUGGUAAAGAAAAGAUCGAGUUUGAUUUAUCAGAUUACCCCAUCUGGAACUCCUCCCCUCAAGGACAUCCUCGCAAGACCAACAUACACAAAGUCGAGGAGUGCAAUUCCUAG